AUGUGGCCCGAGUAUGUCGGCGUCUUCUUCGGUUUGUGUGAUACGCGUGUCGUCUUGGGAAACUCCGGCAAUCGACUCUCCAGUUACGUGUGCGCGGUAGCUUGGCUUAUCUUAGUUGGCAGAGCAGCACUCUUUCAUGCCGGAGUGUCAGUGAGGUCAACAUCCCGUCUCGCCACCACAUUCCCGAUGCAGGAGCUCACGCCAGGCGGAGCCCUGCUGGGAUCACACGAAGCCAUAACGCUCCACCGUUUCAAGGCGAGCUCGGACCAAAAGGGAUCAGGGAUGGGCGAUGUAAGUCGCAAGCUUUCACAGGAGUUGGUAAGCUCCGGCGCUAGCCACGACCGAAAGCUGCUGGUGAGAGUUAUGGUGCAGGGCACCUAUUUGCUACAGGUUUUGCCAUUGACUCGGAUGCGAGGAGCGUUCAUGUCCUACUCUACCAUCGCGCGCCGAGGUCUGACAUCGGACGAAGUCCACCGAGUUGACAGUUCAGACAGCAAGAAAGACUUCUGGGCACUUACUCGGAGUUCGUCCCCUCUGUGCCAGCAGCAACUUCCAGCAAAUGCCAAGCAGGAUGUGGUAGGUGCAUGCGUUGAACAAGGGGCCGAAUUCCUCGGUGCCGUCGCCGUGACCAACUUCGAGAACCGGCGCCUACGCUUGGUACAGCCAGAUGAUGCCGUGGGAAGCUUCCUUCACCUGGCCCUGCCGAACCUCAUCAUCCACGAAAUUGACCAGUGGAGCCCUUUGUGCCCAGAGGCAAAGAGAGCUACAUUCCCAGGCCCAUUCGCGUUCAACCCUGACCACAAUGCUUCCAGCUCCUCCACCUGCAAGGGGUGGUCCUUGACAAAGUACCAGAUAGAGGAACAUCUCAGCCAAAAUCGCGUCGAGGUCGUCUCCUUGAUCGAGGGAAUGGAGCCCAUUACAUCUGCAUGCACCCAGGGACGCAUGUCCUAUUCCUACGUGCUGGAGGAUGUGCUGUUUGAUUGCGCGUUCGCCCCCUGCGUGCUGCGUGAUCCAGCUGGCACACUUACAGUGGAUUUCAACCGCUUUCAGGAGUUGAUCCCUGCUCCGGCAGCACAGUCAAUGUACGACAUCUUGCCCGGAGGCUGUGGAGGCUGA
This is a messenger RNA of Symbiodinium sp. CCMP2592, 1116 nucleotides long. The record is from the annotation of a GenBank genome assembly. Lineage: Eukaryota; Dinophyceae; Suessiales; Symbiodiniaceae.